This is a messenger RNA of Anolis carolinensis (green anole), 1574 nucleotides long. RefSeq names its product pyruvate dehydrogenase E1 subunit alpha 1 (gene pdha1). Gene Ontology annotation, molecular function: pyruvate dehydrogenase (acetyl-transferring) activity. The record is from RefSeq and is a predicted model, not a curated record. The transcript is spliced from 12 exons. Gene Ontology annotation, cellular component: intracellular membrane-bounded organelle. Bases 69 to 1274 code for a protein of 401 amino acids. Lineage: Eukaryota; Metazoa; Chordata; Lepidosauria; Squamata; Anolidae. Gene Ontology annotation, biological process: pyruvate decarboxylation to acetyl-CoA.
GCGGGGCUCGGAGCAGCCCAGUGCAGAACAGGCCGCGAGUGUAUGUGGCGGUGACCGCCCUGCCCUCCAUGCGCAAGAUGCUGGCCGCCCUUUCCCGCCUGCUGCUGCCCAAGGGCCCGGCUGCCCACAAACCGGGAGCUGUUACUGAGGUUGCCCGUGUGGUUGUUGCUUCUCGCAAUUAUGCAGAUUUUGCAACAGAGGCUACAUUUGAUGUUAAGAAACAUGAUAUCCACCGUUUGGAGGAGAGCCCAUCCACAACUGCUGUAAUGACUCGAGAGGAGGGUCUGCAGUACUACAAGACUAUGCAGACAAUUCGGCGCAUGGAGUUGAAAGCAGACCAGUUGUAUAAACAGAAGAUUAUUCGAGGUUUCUGUCAUUUAUAUGAUGGCCAGGAAGCUUGCUGUGUUGGACUUGAGGCAGCCAUAAAUCCAACAGACCAUUUGAUCACGGCUUACCGGGCUCAUGCCUUUACAUAUACGCGUGGUAUUUCAGUUCGUGAAAUUCUUGCUGAGCUGACAGGUCGAAUAGGUGGAUGUGCUAAAGGCAAAGGAGGCUCAAUGCAUAUGUAUGCCAAAAAUUUCUAUGGUGGUAAUGGUAUUGUUGGUGCCCAGGUUCCUUUGGGAGCUGGCAUUGCAUUGGCAUGCAAAUACUUUGGGAAAGAUGAGAUCUGUGUGACAUUGUAUGGUGAUGGUGCUGCCAACCAGGGUCAAAUAUUUGAAACAUUUAACAUGGCAGCCUUGUGGAAAUUGCCUUGCAUUUUCAUCUGUGAGAACAACCGAUACGGAAUGGGUACUUCUGUAGAAAGAGCUGCAGCCAGUACAGACUACUAUAAAAGGGGAGAUUUUAUUCCAGGUCUUAGGGUUGAUGGUAUGGAUGUUCUUGCUGUCAGAGAAGCAGCAAAAUUUGCUGCCAACCACUGCAGAUCAGGAAAAGGUCCUAUUGUGAUGGAGCUACAAACAUAUCGUUAUCAUGGCCACAGUAUGAGUGAUCCUGGAGUCAGUUACCGAACAAGAGAAGAGAUUCAAGAAGUGAGAAGCAAGAGCGAUCCCAUUACUCUCCUGAAGGACAGAAUGGUCAACAAUAACUUAGCCAGUGUGGAAGAACUGAAGGAAAUUGAUGUAGAAGUAAGGAAGGAGAUAGAAGAUGCCGCACAAUUUGCCACAACUGACCCCGAACCACCUCUGGAAGACCUAGGCAAUCAUAUCUAUUAUAAAGAACCACCCUUUGAGGUGCGUGGCCCAAAUCAGUGGAUUAGGUACAAAUCUGUGGGCUAAAUAAUUUUAUACUCAAGUUACCAUUCAAAUUGGUGCUUUUAUAGUGAAGUUUAAUUCCUCCCUUUAUUCUAAGGAGUAGUCCAUUUGGCAGCAAAAUAGGCAUUGUAUUGUGGAGAAAGCGGGGAAGGGGGAAAUAUUAUAAGCAUAUAAUUCUGAAAGACACCUGUUCAAGAAAGAACUAAAUUUAUUAAUAUAUAUCAAAGCUUCAGUCUUUUUGGAUUGCUGUAUUUAUGAAAGCUGUUCAUCUAAAAUCAUAUAUGUAUAUUAAAAAUGGCACAUUAAAACUUCCUGAGUAUUUCC